Messenger RNA from Symbiodinium necroappetens, 1800 nucleotides. The record is from the annotation of a GenBank genome assembly. Lineage: Eukaryota; Dinophyceae; Suessiales; Symbiodiniaceae.
AUGGACGUCGCGGUCGUACGACGCUGCGAACAGGAACUGGGCUUCAGCACGCCACUGAACUAUUUGUAUAAGUUUACCUAUCAGGCAAAUUUUCAGGAUCUCGGCAGCGAGCACGAACUAUGCUCCGUGUAUGUGGGGCGAUACGAUGGCGAACCAAACCCGAACAGCACCGAAAUAGACGCCUGGCGCUGGGCCGACCCGGGUGAACUGGACACCGUGCUGUCAGACCCUUCCGAGCCGUUUACACCCUGGUUCAGGUUGGAAUGGACACGCCUGAACGAAGAAUUUGCCGAUGCCCUUCCGGCACGAGAAUGCAUGGCGCGUUCCAAUAGCAACAGCCCCAGUAAAACUGGUGGUAUCGGCAUCAGCGGUUUUGCCAGCUAUCUGCCUCCACAUCGCGUGCAGCUGGCCCAGUGGUGCCAGUGGACGGGUGAUCAAUUUGAGAAAAUCCGCAAUGUUGUGGGCAACAGCUUCCGCAUGCGCGGCGCCAACGAAAACGCAUACACCAUGGCUGCAACAGCUGUAUUGCGACUCAUCAAACAAUAUGACAUCAACGCCAAUCAGAUCGGUUUUCUUGGUCUUGGCACAGAAUCCAGCACGGACAAUUCCGCUGGCGCCAUUAUCGUUAAAGGCAUGGUGAACCAGGCUCUGCGCGACAUGGGGCAAGCGCCCAUCAGCCGAGCCUGCGAAGUUCCGGAAUUCAAACACGCCUGCCUGGGUGGCGUAUACGCCAUGAAAGCAGCGACGCGCUAUCUGGCCACCGACGGCCGCGACCGUAUUGCCAUUGUGGUCUGUUCAGAUAUCGCCGAAUACGAGCGCGCAUCCAGUGGCGAACCCACUCAGGGCGCAGGCGCGGUAGCCAUGCUUAUUGAACCCGAAGCCAAGCUUUUGAGUGUGGAUCUGGAAACCAGCGGCAGCGCUUCAGCCUAUCGAGGCCCGGAUUUCCGCAAACCUUUUGUACGUUUUAUGGGUCAGAGCCAGGGCCCUUACCUGCAGCCGCGGGAUUUUCCGGUAUUUAAUGGCAAGUAUUCCACAACCUGUUAUAUCGACGAAGUGCUGGCUGCCGCGCGGGACCUGUUUGGCAGGGUUAAAGAAAAACCGAGCGCUUUCAUGCGUGGCAUGGUGGCCAGUUUUCUGCACCGGCCUUAUCAGCGUAUGGCAGAGACCGGUCUUGCAUUCACAUUCCUGUUAGCCCUUGCGCUUGGCGACGCAGACGACCAUAAGGAAUUAUUACACUACGCCCACGGUGCUGAUGUUGAUCCAGACCAGUUAAUCAGCGAACUGACCACAGAAACGGAUGUUUACCGCUUAGUCGAAGAAGGUAAUAUCAGCGAAGAGCUUUUCCCCAUAUCCAGCAAAACGGCGAAACACUUCCGCACCACAGAUCGAUUUGGUGAGCUGAUGACAGCCCUGGGCGAGCAGGAAAUGAAAGAAGUCGGCAACCUGUACACGGCCUCAUUACCCGCAUGGAUGGCGGCCGGCAUGGAACAUGCGUUACGCAACGGUAUGGAUGUGACAGGCAAAAGCAUAUUGACCAUUGGUUAUGGCAGCGGCGAUGCCGCUGAGAUCAUUCCCAUGACGUUUGUCGAAGGCUGGCAAGAGGCCGCAGAAAAGAUUGGCUUUGCAGACAGUCUGGCAGAUGCUAACGACCUUAUUGAGUCAGACUAUAUCAGGCUGCACGAUGCGGAUCAGGUUGCACUUACUACCGAGGUCAGCGGCGUAUUCCAUAUUGAUCACGUUGGUCAGGGCAAUACCAGCCACGACAACCGCGGCAUUGAGCAUUACAAACUGACCAGUUGA